UGGAUGAUGGAUACCCCGGAUUAACACAGUCAGCACCUGUAGCUGCUUCCCGUAAGAAAGAUGGCGGCUGGUGCCUUCCAGUCCAGGACGCCUCACAGUCCGUUGUCUGGGACAUCUAAAGGGCUGACUGCUAGAGAUACUUUAUCUACAUCUUUUCACCCGUACCCUAGUGGGAGCACGUUCCUUAACUCUGACCUGCAGGGUUCCCCAGGCAGGCCGGUUCUCGCAUAUCCAGAGAGUAACAGCAGAGCCAUAUUCUCCGCUUUAAAAAACCUCCAAGAAAAGAUCCGGCAGCUCGAAUUAGAGCGUCUCAGUGCUGAGAAUAACAUCCGACAACUAUCAAAGGAAACGCUGGGCUAUAAGCAAAAGCUGGAGAAACAAGUGCAGUACACAGACCAGGUUGAUGUGUCAGGGAAAAAUAAAGACCUGUCCAGACAGCUGUCAGCAGCAGAAUCCCGAUGCAGUCUUUUGGAAACGCAGCUGGAAUACAUGAAGAGGAUGGUACAGAAGGCAGAGACAGAGAGAAAUUCUGUACUAGAAAAGCAGGUAUCUCUUGGAGGUGAUAGAACACUGGAAAAAUCUAACUUCCAGUCGCAGCUGGCAAAGCUGGAUAUGUUGGAACAGGAAUACCUGAAACUGACCACAAUGCAGGUCCUGGCAGAGAAUAAAAUCCGUGAUAUAGAACAGAAGCUAAAAGAGGAGGAGUACCAGCGCAAGCUUGUACAAGAGAAAGCAGCCCAGCUGCAGACCGGUUUAGAAACAAAUCGGAUUCUGCUGAAGUCUCUAACUCCUCCUACAAAACAAGUGAAGAGCAAGAGAAGAACAUUGGACGCUGAGAAGAAGGCUGGCCCGCUGAGCGGUAGCCCCCCACAGAUCCACUAUAGAUUGAGUCUCGGAGAUGUGCCGUUUGUUGCAGGAAAGUCCACAUCUCCCAGUCACUCUGUCCGAGCCAAUGUCCAGCACGUCCUGCAUAUGAUGAAGCAGCACCAUAAAGUCUUCUGCAAUGACCGCGUUGUGAGCGAUCAGCCUAUAGAAAGCAAAGAGAGCGGAGUGAGGUGGACACACGAGUCCCUUUCAUCUCCCACCUCUUACCAGGAACUCUCUGAGGUUUUGCACACCCUGGAAGAUGAAUUCGGGCAGAUGAGUUUUGAUCACAAGGAACUUGUGAAGCAGAUCUACGAGGCCCAUUCCGACCGACUGAAAGCAGAUUUGGAGGAAGAGCUGAUGAUCCUAGUGAGGAGAAUGGAGGCGAAAGCAGACCAGAUAACCAAAGUGCGCAAACACCAGGCAAGGCUUGCAAAAUUACUGAGGGAGUCCAAGCCAAAAAAGAAGGUUGCGUACGAUUCUUUGACAAGAGACCCAAUGCACAUUUGGGGAGGGAAAGAUCUGGGCAAAGCCAGUCCUGGAGACAGGAGUCGAAAGAGUCUCCAGUUGCUGCGAGACAUGCAGACCCUGCAGAGCUCCCUCCAGAAGGACGACUUACACUGGGAGGAAUGAUCGCUGAUCACAGGGAACAAGGACUCCGUUGGAUUCCCAGCCUAGCUGCUGUAAAUGCCUUUGCCUUGAAUUUUUAUUUAAUACAGUAAAUUUAUCGGGCUGUAAAGACUCUCUGGGUGCUGUUACCGAAGUGUUGGUCAAAGGAAUUUAAGAGAAAUCAGCAAGAUUCCAAAAUGGAAUUAGCGGGAUUCCAGUUGUCUCCAGCACCCGUUCUGAAAGCUGGCCCUUAUGAAUGUAUUUUAUUUAUUACUGCGCCGUCAUUCCUGCAGCCCAGGUGGGUUUCCAACAUUACUUUCUCCAACAGUCAUCGGGGGAACACAGUUAGCCAUAAAGUGAGUGAGAGAAAGACAAGAGCCAACCGCCUACUCUACGUAACAUGUGGAUGCUGGACAUUUACCAAGAGAAUUACUUGAUCGUGGCUGCGUGUGUCACCUGGCCAGCAGAAGCACCAUUGUUCUAGGCCCAGAAAAGGCCUGUACGCUGAACAGCAAGUCCAACGGAGGAGAGCAGACGCCACCAAGGAACGCCAUAUCCUGUGAUGGGAUGUCUGCUUGUUUCAGGGCAUAGGUCUGCAAACUCGGUCCUCAUUACCCCACACAGUGCAUGUUUUGCAGGUCUCCUAACAGAAUCACAAGUGAAAUAAUUAACUCCACCUGCGGACCUUUUAAAAUGUGUCUGCGAGUAAUUAAUACACCUGUGCACCUGCUGGGUUACCUGCAAAACAUGCACUGUGUGGGGUAAUGAGGACCGAGUUUGCAGACCUAUGUUUUAAGGUCUAGUGACGUUGUUGGCUAUCGUUGGUUGUCUUGUUAUUGCACUAUGUAAAUUGUCUCUUCUCUGCUGAAGGUGUUCAGAAGUCCCCCACUAGCUGCUCCUUAUUGUCGUUGAAGGAUCCCUUCCCUAUAUUUGCGUUUUUAAAGUGUGAUACAGAAAACUGGAUUUCAAAUAUUGAAAUCUGUUCGUUACUUGUGUGAAGGAUCGCACUGCUCAGGGAAAUGGUCCAGGCUGUACCUAUAAUCUGGACAACAUACAGGAGUAUAACCUGUUUCUGUGCUCUUAUAAUGGCAUGAAUGCUUAUUCUGCAGAUGCGUUGUUACUGUCAGCUGACAUGACCGCUUGCUGUUGGAUCCAGGCCAGCAGCCGUGCUAUGCUUUGCACAGACUACUAAAUAAAUGUUUUUGGUUUUUUUAAAUUGAUAUAAAUGGGAACUCAUUUAUGGAGUACAGUCCCCAGAAUUUAAUGUUAAUCCAAUAGAUGUGCCACUAAUUAAGGUGUAACCUAUUACAGUAAUUAGGAGCACUGGGAUGGUGUUGCGUUUUGUGACUAGAACAGAUCUAUGUCUUCAUACAACCUUGGUUCUGUCACACAAAAUCAUGUUCUUUAUUUGGGGUUGUUUUUUUUUUUUUUUUCUUUUCUUUUUGUGAUGUUUCACGAACCGUGUAUACAGAAUUUAUUAUCCUUGCUAUAAAAUAGUAUUUAUUUGUAUUAAUUUUUUGUAAGCCCUUUAUAGUAUAUAAAAUCAUGUUAAGGGGGAUCUUUUUAUAUGGUAUGUAAGGAACAUUGCUUAUCAUACAUUUACUUUUGGGUAAAUAUACUCCACCUUGGCGUUAGCAUAAGUGAUCUGUAGUUAGACACAUGGUCUUUCCAUCUGUUACUAUUUGUUAAACAAUUUGGCUUCAGAAGUUUUCUCCAUAAAGUGCUAAAUGCACAGUCCCUACUUAUUACUAGUCACUCCUAACAAUGGGAAACUGCUCAUAUAGACGUGUAUCAUGUGGGUGCUUGGUGAUGUGUUCUGAUCAAUCUGUAACUCCACACGCACCCUUUUCUGUGUGUGUGUGUGUGUGUGUGUGUGUGUUUCUCUUACGUCCUAGAGGAUGCUGGGGACUCCAAAAGGAC
Molecule: messenger RNA, 3393 nt
Organism: Pseudophryne corroboree (corroboree frog)
Lineage: Eukaryota; Metazoa; Chordata; Amphibia; Anura; Myobatrachidae
Gene: CEP57
Product: centrosomal protein 57
Exons: 11
Coding region: 61-1497 (478 amino acids)
Cellular component (GO): centrosome
Molecular function (GO): gamma-tubulin binding; microtubule binding; identical protein binding
Source: RefSeq, a predicted model, not a curated record